Messenger RNA from Salvia miltiorrhiza (redroot sage), 2302 nucleotides. RefSeq lists its product as uncharacterized. NCBI's taxonomy places the organism in Eukaryota, Viridiplantae, Streptophyta, Magnoliopsida, Lamiales, Lamiaceae. Gene Ontology annotation, cellular component: nucleus. The transcript has 13 exons. Bases 128 to 1945 code for a protein of 605 amino acids. Gene Ontology annotation, biological process: mRNA processing. Gene Ontology annotation, molecular function: RNA binding. The record is from RefSeq and is a predicted model, not a curated record.
AUAGACCUUUUAAUUUAUUACAUUUAUUUAUAAAAACAAAAAUCGGCUGCAGCGCUCCUCAAACUCACUCCGAUUUUUGAUUAUUGCGCAGUUUUAUGCGAGCUUCUUAAAUUUAGCUUGUUGAAGGAUGGAGUUUGAUGAAUAUGAAUACCUAGAAAAUACAGUGGAGAAUCCAGAAGUUAAGAAAUUGGAAGGGAAGGCGAAUGGUGAUGGGAAAGGUGAUUAUGAGGAGAAAGAUAGGAGUCGGAGCUCGAAGCGCAGAAGCGUUGAGGAUGAUGGGGAUGAUUUAGAUCACCCGUCAAAGCCGUCGAGGUCGAGGAAUGAGUCUUAUGACCAUGAGAAAGAUAGGGGCGCACGCUAUGGCUCAUCUUCAAGAGAUAGGGAGAGAGGUGAAAGAGGUGAGCGAGGCGAGAGAGGUGAAAGAGGCGAUAGAGGUGAGAGAGGUGAACGAGAUAGACACACAGGUAUCCGGGAGCAUAGAACAAGGGACAAAGAUGAGAACAGUGGUAAGGAGAGGAAUAGAGAUAGAGAGAGGGAUAGUGACAAGAAAAGGAACGGUAACAGAGAGAGAAGAGAACGUGAUAACGAAAGAGAUAAAAUCAAGGAAGAAGAACAGGAGAGGUCCAAGCGAAGCAGAAAUCACUCAGAAAGGCAUCAUGAGGAGCGGACAAGAGAGAAAAGUAAAGAUGUGGAGAAUGCUGAACCAGAGUUUAAACCAAGGGAGAGGGUGUUCAGAAAUCAAGACCGUGGUGAUAACAGAAGAUACAAAGACAAAAAGGAAGAUAAAGUGGAGCCAGAAGUUGAUCCGGAACGAGACCAGCGGACAGUUUUUGCUUAUCAGAUCACCCUAAAGGCUGGUGAGCGAGAUAUAUAUGAGUUCUUCUCUAGAGCUGGCAAGGUCAGAGAUGUUCGGCUUAUAAUGGAUCGCAACACCAGACGCUCCAAAGGAGUCGGAUACAUUGAAUUUUAUGAUUCAAUGUCUGUUCCUAUGGCAAUAGCUCUAUCAGGUCAGCCACUUCUUGGUCAGCCUGUCAUGGUAAAACCAUCUGAAGCCGAGAAAAAUCUUGUUCAAUCUACUACCGCUGCCAGCGGAGGACUUCUUGGUCCAUACUCAGGGGGUGCUAGAAGGCUAUAUGUUGGCAAUCUACCUCUUACUAUCAAAGAAGAACAGCUUCGCCAGGUAUUUGAGCCUUUUGGUGCUGUUGAGCUGGUACAGAUGCCCAGUGAUCCAGGGACUGGGAAUUGCAAAGGCUAUGCUUUUAUACAGUUUGCACGUCUAGAAGAUGCAAAGGCUGCUCAAAAUCUGAAUGGGCAACUGGAGAUUGCAGGUCGAGUAAUCAAGGUUUCUGCUAUUACUGAUCAAGCUGGAAUGCAAGAGGCUGGAGUAAAUCUUGCUGAUCUGGAUGAUGAUGAGGGCAAUGGCUUGUCCUUGAAUGCACAGUCUCGAGCGCUUCUUAUGCAGAAAUUGGACCGCACUGGGACUGCUUCGAGUAUCACUGGUUCAUCAGUAACAUCAGCUUUCGGACAGUCCUCUGGUCAGAUGCUUCAUGGUCUAACAGCUUUUUCUAUGCCUGCUCUUACGGUUCCAUCCGUAGACACAAUUGGUGUUCCCAGUGAAUGUUUAUUGCUGAAGAACAUGUUUGAUCCUAGUUCAGAGACCGAGCCAGAUUUUGAUCUUGAUAUAAAGGAAGAUGUCCAAGAAGAAUGUUCAAAAUUUGGGAGAUUAAAGCACAUCUAUAUAGAAAAGAAUUCAGCUGGGUUUGUGUACCUGCGGUUUGAAAAUGCUCAAGCGGCCAUGGCUGCCCAAAACGCACUUCAUGGUAGGUGGUUUGCUGGAAAAAUGAUCACCGCGACCUACAUGGUAACGCUUUUCCCUCUCGUCUCUUUAUGGCUAAUACGAAAAAGCAAAAAUAAAAAUCCUGCUGAUCAGGUAAAAUUGAAGUGAGUUUCACCUUUAGAAAAAAACUGCUGUCGUUUCGAUGUAGGUUCACAGUGACUAUGAAGCUAAAUUUCCUGAAAGCAGCAGCAGCUAGAGUGGUGUUGUUGGUUAAUUGCUAUACAACUUUGCCUCAUUCCUUUUGGCGAUUUUGUUUCUAUUGAAUCAUAGAGAGGCUGCAUUAAUUAAAUGUAAUUUUGGAGCUUGCAAUUUUCAUUUUAGGUUCAAAGAUUUUGACCUCUCUUCUCAAAUUUGUUAGUUAUUUGGAUAUAUUUUUUUUUAAUCUUGUUGUGUGUGACAAAAUUGCUAACUAUAGUCACUUCAAAUUUGGGGCAAUUUCAAAUGUAUCGAGAUGGCUUUCUGUUU